This is a messenger RNA of Silurus meridionalis, 5792 nucleotides long. It is a transcript of the gene nfe2l1b, whose product is annotated as nfe2 like bZIP transcription factor 1b. Gene Ontology annotation, molecular function: DNA-binding transcription factor activity, RNA polymerase II-specific; RNA polymerase II cis-regulatory region sequence-specific DNA binding. Bases 585 to 2984 code for a protein of 799 amino acids. The transcript is spliced from 6 exons. The record is from RefSeq and is a predicted model, not a curated record. Gene Ontology annotation, cellular component: nucleus. Gene Ontology annotation, biological process: regulation of transcription by RNA polymerase II. Lineage: Eukaryota; Metazoa; Chordata; Actinopteri; Siluriformes; Siluridae.
GUUGGUGAUUGCCGAUAGCGGAAGUAGGAAAGAGCACUUCCUGGAUGUUAAGCAUAUAAAUAGCGUUUUGUUUGUUAUUCGGGAGACAGUUAAUAGACGUCUGGACCGCCGGCAUUGUUCAGAAACCGAUAUUUAAGUGGUUUUCCAUGAUUUCAUUGUGUUCUUGAGGAGGAUCGCUCGUGUUAUUCUGUUUGUUUGGCCGUGUAGGAGGUUAGUCGGCAGAUGGGCUCGUGAUGGCACGGAGAGGAGGGAGGCAGGAAUUAAUAUCGGAGGAGCUUUCAGGAAGUAAUUGAAAAUUAAAUGGUGGGAUCUAAGCAUCUGACUGGAUAGACACUUGAAACUGAGGACAAAGGAACUUAAAUUCCCCCCUUAAUUUCCCUAAACAAGCCUAUGUUUUCGUAAACCCCCAUUAUUAUUUUUUUUUUGUAAUGGUUGCUUGACAUUUACUAGUUAUUUAUGAUAUAAAGCACUUAGUGUGUAAGUGUUAGAUCUAGUGUAAAUCUUCUGUGCGUUUUUUUUUUCCUUUCUUUUUUUUUUUUUUUAGUUUUGUUUUUAACUUUUCAAUUUAUUUCCUUUGCCAAGAAAUGCUUUACUUGAAAAAGUACUUCACAGAGGGUCUGAUUCAGUUCACUAUCCUCCUGAGUCUCAUUGGGGUGCGGGUGGACGUGGACACCUAUUUAAACAGUCAGCUGCCCCCGCUCCGUGAAAUCAUCUUGGGCCCGAGCUCAGCCUACACACAGACACAGUUCCACAACCUGCGCAACACCCUGGACGGCUAUGGCAUCCAUCCGAAAAGCGUGGACCUGGAUCAUUUCUUUGCCAUUCGUCGGCUGCUGAAUCAGGUGCGCUCUCUGGAUCACCUGCGUGUGCCCAGCACUGAGCUGAACGCUUGGUUGGUUCACCGUGACCCUGAGACUGUGGUGUCUGCAACCAGCCAGUCCAGUCCCACCAUUGCUCUGGACAAUGGCGGCAGCCUGGAGGACGUGAACAGCCCUGAACCCUCGGCCAUGAGAGGGGCCGGCAGCACUUCUGAAUCAUCCUACAACCUUAAUGGAGAGGACAGUUUGGGUGCUGUGGCCCCCGAGGCCAAUGAGGAACAAGGCAGCAGGGACAGCGUUGAUGAGCUUUCUAAAGAGGACAUAGACCUUAUAGAUAUCCUCUGGAGACAGGAUAUUGACCUCGGAGCUGGACGGGAAGUGUUUAACUACAGCAGCAGGCAGAAGGAUGGUGAGGCAGAUAAACCGAAUGAGACAAACGAGGAGGCAGGUGUACGGGAGGAGGACUGGAGAAAUGGAAUCAAUUUGCAGGAGGGUCAGGGCAUAACUCUUGUGGAUGGAGAGACCGGAGAGAGCAUACCUGAGGAGCUCCCCAGCCUUGGCACACAGACAUCAAUGUCUCUACAGGAAUGUCUGAGGCUUCUGGAGGCCACCUUCCCUUUUGGAGAGGAAUCGGAGUUCCAGGGUACAGAAGCUGCCCCUCAACUGAGUGAGCCAGCCGAAAAUGUUCCUUCGACAUCCCAGGGGCUUUCGCUGUCUUCCCCUUUGCCUCAGUCUGAUGCACCUUUAGACUUGGAACAGCAAUGGCAGGACAUAAUGGCAAUCAUGGAGCUGCAGGAAAUGGAGGUGAAUAACGCGCCGGAAAAUGGAAAUCUCAACAACAACACGAAUGACACUCCUGCUAACGCCAGCGAAUUGGGCACAAUGUCAAGUUUUGGUGUUGCACAAUCCAGUCUCAUUAACCAGGAUGUGAGUCUUCAUCAGGCAUCCCUCCCAAGCUGCAGUCAGGACCUUCCCAAUCUUUUCAACCCAGAUUUAGAUCCUUCUGUUGGGCAGCGGCCUACUCUCGUUAGGCUCUCCGCCAGCAAUUCAUCUAAUGUCAACUCAACGUUUGGAGUCACAAAUCUUACUGGGCUGUUUCUCCCACCACUCAACAGCACCAACAACUUGACCUCUUCCCCAGCGCUGCCUGAUCCAUUUGUUAGCCUGCUGGAAGAGUCCAUGUUGGAUGAAAUUAGCCUGUUAGAUCUUGCAAUGGAGGAAGGCUUUAGUCAGGCUCAAGCCUCACAACUAGAAGAUGAGCUCGACUCAGACUCUGGAUUGUCUUUGGAUUCUGGACACAGCCCUGUCUCUCCCAGCAAUUCUGAGACAUCAUGUUCCUCAGCUGCAUCUUCUUCCUCCACUUCUGCCACUUUCUCUGAGGAAGGUGCAGUGGGCUACAGCACAGAUUCUGAAGUGGUGGCCGAUGCAGAGGAGGGAGCUGUUGGAGGUUACCAGCCUGAAUAUAGCAAGCUGUGCCGCAUGAGCUAUCAGGACCCAUCUCAUUUUCAUAACCUGCCACAGCUGGACAGCAUCAAUCACAACCACACCUACAAUCUGCCACUGGCCUCCUCAUACCCUGAGCAGCCACAGAUGCUUGGAUCCUGCAGUAAAAAGUGCAGAGAUAAGCACCUGCAACAAACCAAGAUUCAUCCAGCACGAGAAUUCAUCGACAAGCAGUCGAGCCGCGACGAACGUCGGGCCAAAGCCAUGAAAAUUCCAUUUUCCAAUGAUAAAAUUGUCAACCUUCCUGUUGAAGAGUUCAACGAGCUUCUGUCCAAACACCAUCUCACUGAAGCCCAACUUUCUCUCAUUCGUGAUAUCCGCAGACGUGGGAAAAACAAAAUGGCUGCGCAGAACUGCCGCAAACGCAAGCUGGACACCAUCAUCAACCUUGAGCAAGGUGUGCAGGAUCUGCGGCGUGACAAAGCCCGGCUGCUGAAGGAGAAGAUGGAAUGUCUGCGCUGUAUCAGGCAGAUGAAGCAGAAGGUGCAAAACCUUUAUCAGGAAGUAUUCAGCCAGCUGCGUGAUGAACAAGGCAGACCAUAUCCUGCUAGCGAGUAUUGCCUGCAGUACAGUGCUGAUGGUAGCGUGCUCAUUACACCUCGAAGCAUGACGCUUGAGCAAAGUCGUAAGCCUGAGAAGAAACAGAAGGACAAAAAGAAGUGAGGUCCUGCUUCUUUCUUUUGCUGCCAAGGUUCCACCACAAAAAUACUAUACGGUGGAAGUAAAUGAUGUUUAUUUUUCCUUUGAGAAGAUUCUAGCAAGGAAAAGAAAAUUGCACUGUCAGUGUUGUUCCUGCAUUAGGUUUUCUCCUUUUUUCUUUCUUUUGGUUCAAAUGUUUUCUCCAGAAAUAUGAAGCAGAAUUGCUUUUUAAAGUUCCAAUUUUCUGUUAAUUUACUUGGAGUAUGACCUGAAUGGUAAAUUGACUGAAUCUAAGAAGAGUAAAAGAGGCAAACCAUAGCUGUGGAGACACUGGCUAAUCUGAGGACAAAUUGAGGAAUGACCUUAAUCUCCAUCGAGAUCCCAAAAACAAACAAACAAAAAAAAAGAAUGCAAGGCUAGCUGCUGAUCAGCCAUAGGGCUUUUUAGUAUUGGCCUCUGGAGUAUGUGAAUACCCUGCCAAUAGUCCUUUAGUGUUAAAGAGGAGCGCCCUUGUUUCUGAAGAUGGUGGCGUAUCCCUCGGAAGUUGGAAGAUGUACUUUUGUGCUGAGAAAACGAAUGCAAAAGAAAGCAUACCCUCAGUAACCAAAUGGUUGUGUAUGUUUUGUUUCCUGUUCCAUCACAGUGGUCAUUUCUGUACCAUUACCAAUGUGAUCACAAUGACAUGACAUAACAUAAGGAAAUGACACGUCCUGUGGACAAUUACAUUUGAAACCUGACAGGUUUCUUUGGGUAUUAAUACCACUUGCCAUGGAGUUUGGAAAAGUUGGACAAAGUAUAACGGUUAAGAAUGAGUUUGAGGUAGUGUUUGCGGCUGGUAUGAAUGAGAUGAAAAUUAAAUACUGAGUAAAGAUGCACACUGCAUUGCUAAUAAAUCAGCUUCUGUGCUCUGCUCAUUGCUGUAAAUCAUCUCUGUCGCUUGGAUGUAAGCUCUCUUUCAAGUCUUUAGCAGUCGUUUCUCUUCUUUCCAUAGUUUUUCUCUCCGUGCAUAAACUGCUACAUAAGCUACAGGGCCUAAAUUUUUUUUCCUACUGAAUUCUGUCAGAAGCAUUUCACUGCUUGCACUUGGGCGUUCUUAAAAGAAAAGAAAAAAUCAAAACAACCAUGAAAAAAAAAAAACUGUACAGAGUUACGUUGAAUAACAGCUGAUCACCUGCUUUUCAGACUUAGUUUUUGAUGUAGUACCGGACUGCUAUGUUGUGCAAGCAACAGGUGCCAAGUACAGUUCUCACUCCAAGACAUUUUCUUUUAGUUGCAGUAGUUUUCUGUUUGAUUGUCAUUGAACAAGUUACUCUGAAAUAAUGAGAAAAUCGGAAUUAAUGUUCACAUCAUUAGAGCAUAGUUCUGUUGCAGUUCCUUUUUUGAAUGAACCAAUGUGUAAAAGUGUGAAGUGAAUAUCACUUUUUCCCCACUCCCCUUUACUUGUGGAACCUCCCCUGUUCAACAGACAAACUCUUAACACUACAAGGUUCUUGCUUAGUGAAAAAAAUUUACCUGGAGACCUAAAAUGCUGCUUAGCAUGUACCCCUGAAAUCAGAUCAUUCUUAUAGGCAGCAUAAAAGUCGCUUUUGGUUGAUUCAGGGGACUAGCAUACAUGUGAUGUGUAACAUCUUCUAAAUGGAGCUUAAGCACUAAUGAGAGCUUUAAUCUUCACUAGAUGAAUCCAUCUUCAUUGUUUUUUCACUUUUACCAGUUUCCAUUGAUCACAUCUACACUGCACACAUGCAGCGCCACCUGUGCGUGGAGUUAUUAUCCUGUCAAAUAUAUAAAACCAAUUAUAUCAAUUUUUUUCAAUUGAAAAAGAAUUGGUCAUCUGUAACUGCGAUUAUAACCUUCUGAUACAAAUGGCACCCCAUCAAAUAGACAUUUUUACAUGUCUUGUUUUUGUUAUUUCCAGACACACUUUGAGAAGUUAACAGCUUUUGUAUUAUCGCUGUGUACGCUGCCAAAGCGCUUCGUUGGCACUUUCCUCAAUCUUUAUAAUGAUAACCAAUUAAAAGGUGUAAUGUCACAGAACGCUAAGGAGGCUGGCCUCAGAGAGCUACAUAUUAACAUCAAGCAGUUCACCUAGAUAAGGCGUCUAUAAUCAUCCAUUCUGGGCCAGUAUGGUUUUCAUAUUUUGAGGGAAAAAAAUGGUCAUUGAAAAUCUAAAGUUAGUUGAAUUAAGUAUAAUUAUAUAUGGUAUUAAAAGCAGCCAUACUGACUGACAAGAUUGAAUGCCACUGGCUUUCAGAUCAUAUUCUUAAGGCAUCAAAACUAUGCACGUGAAGCAGUGUUUAAUCCCAUCAACAGUCUGUCAAGUAUAAACUGAAUGUUUGAAUGUGUAUUUGAAAUAGCCACAACAUGCAUACAUUUAGAUUUUCUUCAAAUUUAAGUGACUUUGCAAUUUCAUAAAAAGGGGUUUGUCAGGAAAUGCACUCUGUACACGAUGGUCUGGUUGUUGCAAUAUGCAAGGAGAAAACGUCACCAUUAUUUUGAUGAGAGAACCUUUUAAGAUAUUCUAUAGGUUUGAAGUAGAUCAAUUAAAUUAUUUAAACAACGACAAAAGAUCAGACAUGGAAACUGCUUAAAAUAGCUCCUGGUCAUAUGUUGUCACUACUUGUCACCAUGCACUGAUUUGUUUUGUGUCUUGUUUGUUUUGUAAAUAUGUUCAUGUCUUGUUUUGAUUUUAAAAUAUUUUGGCCCUCUGUGUUUCACCAGGCCUUUCUGACACCUAUUUUAUUUUGAUUCACUUCUCGAUUUUGAAAGAUUUGCUGGCAAUCUGGGAAUUAUUUUUUUUUGGUCGGUUAAUAAACUUUUUUUUUAUUAUUAUUA